This is a messenger RNA of Corythoichthys intestinalis (scribbled pipefish), 4253 nucleotides long. Its product is annotated as protein bicaudal D homolog 1-like. Gene Ontology annotation, biological process: positive regulation of receptor-mediated endocytosis. The record is from RefSeq and is a predicted model, not a curated record. Lineage: Eukaryota; Metazoa; Chordata; Actinopteri; Syngnathiformes; Syngnathidae. Bases 319 to 3504 code for a protein of 1061 amino acids. The transcript is spliced from 11 exons. Gene Ontology annotation, molecular function: dynein complex binding; cytoskeletal adaptor activity; dynein intermediate chain binding.
UUUCACUAGGAAGUAGUGUAGUAUUGUAACCUGGUCUGCAGCUGGAUCACACAAAGGGGAUGCCUUGCUUCUCGGAUGCGGCCACUGAUGGCGACUGGAAGCUGGUGAAUAAGCAGAAAACAGAGGGAGUGGACGCGGAUGCGGAUAAUAGGACAUGCCUCACAUUCAGCGUCAGAUGGCUGAAGAUGAGAAUGAGGACACUUUGUGGAUAUUUAUUGCUUGUUUUGAAACAGUUUUGGGUGUCGCUGUGGAUUUCUAGCGCGCUCUUUCUCCCUCCCGUGGGUGCAUAGAUCCCAUCAUCCUACGCAGAGAGGGGCGAUGGCCGCCGGGGGAGCUGCGGGAGGAUGCGGGGAUACAGUGGAGGAGUACCAGGCUGAGGUGGAGCGUCUGACCAGGGAGUUGGCGGAAGCCAACCGCGAGAAAAUCCGUGCGGCGGAGUGCGGGCUCGCGGUUCUAGAGGAGAACCAGAGCUUGAAGCAGCAGUAUGCAGAGCUGGAGGCCGAGCAGGAGGCGCUCAGGCUGGAGUUGGAGCAGCUGCAGGAGGUGGGCUCAACAGGGGCUUUUGGCCAGGCUUACUCCACCCAGCGUAAGGUGGCCGAGGAUGGCGAGACCAACGAGGAGACGCUUCUGGAGGAGUCUGCCACCAAGGAAGCCUACUACAUGAGCCGUCUCCUGGAGCUCCAGGCCGAGGUCAAAUGCUGCCAGGCAACUGCGGCCAAUGCAAAGGCUGACAAUGAUCACCUGACCUGCCUGCUGCAGCAGCUGCGGGAGAGUAAUGAGAUGCUGGAGCUUCAGCGUAGCCGCAUGCGAGAGGAAGUUAGGGAGUACAAGUUUCGAGAAUCAAGGCUAAUUCAAGACUACACAGAGCUGGAAGAGGAGAACAUUUCACUGCAGAAACUGGUUUCAACCCUCAAACAGAAUCAGGUGGAAUACGAAGGCUUAAAACAUGAAAUUAAAGUAUUAGAAGAGGAAACGGACAAUCUGGACAGUCAGUUGCAAGAUGCGCUACGUUUGAAGGACAUCUCUGACUCCCAUCUGGAGGAGGCUCUGGAGUCUCUGAAGAGUGAGCGUGAGCAAAAGAACCACUUGCGCAGAGAGCUGGUUCACCAUCUGAGCAUGUGUGAUGUUGCGUACACUGGAAGUGCGCACCUGACGUUCACGUCUGCCCCACCUAGCGGCACGGCUACUCCAACAACUUUGCUCUCGCCAACCUCAGAAGAGCCAACAAGAUGUAAUGGCCAUGUGCAAGGCGUAACACGAUUAAAAGCAGCUUCUGGAUCGGUGACCGGUGCUAAUGGAGAAUGCCGAGGUACGAAUCGGAAAACAGAAGGUGUGGCGACUUCGGACCUGUUCAGCGAGAUGAACCUGACUGAGGUCCAGAAGCUUAAGCAACAACUUUUGACUGUGGAGCGGGAGAAAAUAGCACUGAUAACCAGUUUGCAAGAAUCCCAGACUAAGCUCCAACACACUCAGGGGGCUCUGUCGGAACAACACGAGAAGACCCUGCGCCUUAGCCAGAAGGUCACCGCUCUUCGCCGCGAGCAGCAGGGAGCCCAAAGUUUGGACUCUUUACUCAACCCUGAGGACCAUAAAGGACGUAAUCUAGCUCAGGAGGACGAAGAUGAAGAGGACAAGCAUGGCACAGUGGACAAAAGUCCUAUCUUUCCAUUGCUGCGGGACAGGAUGGCUCAGAGUGGGGAAGUAGAACAGGAAAAGCCAAGAGGAAAAGCACUGCAACAGAGACUUGAGAAGAAGGUAACCUCACUGGAAAAGAGCUGGCAGGAGGGAAAAGAGAAGGUGUCUGCUUUGGAAGCGGAGUUGCAGGCAACUCAGCUGGCAGCCGGUGAGAGUCAGGGGGCUUUGAAUGCUGCUCAGGAUGAACUGGUGAUGCUUAGUGAGGAGCUCGCCCAGCUCUACCAUCAUGUUUGUCUGUGCAACAACGAUACGCCCGACCGCGUCAUGCUGGACUACUACAGACAUGGCAGGGGACUCAAGGGUCUUUGUGCCAGUCUCAAAGCCAUGUCUUCCGACAAUAGUAAAGUUCUCCUCACGCCACGCCUUGCCAGAAGACUGGCCAAUUCAACAACCUCAACUUCCGGGGAGUCGCGGAGCCCCUCGGAGUCUCCGUCCAAAGAACCGAGAAGAGACGGUAAGGAGGCGGGCAAGGAGCUCAUGAAGGGUCAGGCGGAGCAAAGCCUACCUCCCUGCAGUCCUCCGACCCGCUCCCCCAGCAUCAGUGCCUCAUCAUCGUCCUCAUCGUCCUCGUCACCCGCCCUGGAGCCAGCUGGGGAGCUACGCAGAGAGCCUAUGAACAUCUACAACCUUAACGCCAUCAUCAGAGACCAGGUGAAACAUCUACAGAGGGCUGUUGACAAGGCUCUUCAGCUUUCCAGGCAAAGAGCUGAAGCCAGAGAACUGGCUCCUUUGCUUGAUAAGGACAAGGAAAGCUGCUUGGAGGAGAUCUUGAAACUGAAAUCUCUGCUCAGCACCAAGAGAGAGCAGAUAGCCACUCUCCGACUGGUGCUUAAAGCUAACAAACAGACAGCAGAGGUAGCUCUUACCAACUUGAAAAGCAAGUAUGAGGCAGAGAAAUCCAUGGUGACUGACACAAUGACUAAGCUAAGGAACGAGCUGAAGGCCUUGAAAGAAGAUGCGGCGACGUUCUCCUCUGUUCGAGCAAUGUUCGCCACCAGGUGUGAUGAGUAUGUCACCCAAUUGGAUGAGAUGCAAAGGCAGCUGGCGGCAGCUGAGGAUGAAAAGAAGACAUUGAACUCCCUUCUGCGAAUGGCUAUUCAACAAAAACUGGCCCUUACCCAACGCCUUGAGGACUUAGCAUUUGAUCAAGAACAAACGCACCGAAACCGCGGGAGCAGAUUUACACGCAGGAAGACCGGCACAUCCAAAGUAAACCUCACGACCUCAGCGUCAACGUCAGACCUGGUGCAAGACUCUGGUCCAGUUUUGGUCCCUAGUAGUUCCUCCCCUUCUUGCCUUAGUAGUCCAACAAAACAGUCAUCAUCCUCUUGCAAUCCAACAUCACCAGCGAUUGCCUCUCCACCUGAACCUCCGGUGGUGGAAAACCCUCCAUCUCUAGAUGUCUCAGCCACGUCAUCAACCCCUCCAAGGUUGGCUCAGUCCCGGUGGACCCUCGGAAUGCGGACGUUUGUCGUCGACUCUCAUAGUUUCAGAAUUACUUCCCCAUUUUCCCGUAGCUCACCUCCUUCAAGACAGAGCACCCCGGAUACGCCAAGUGCUGCUAUGACAGCAACCAGACCUAACCAAACUGGCACAACCCCUUCCUAUCGUUCCCCUUUUCUGGGAUUAAAGAGCUCCUCGUGGAGUCCUUCACCCCGAACUCGUCCUUUGUCCAGGUUGACAGGGACUUCAGUCCAUCACAUACCACCUUCGUCCUCCCACAGUUAUUCCCCGACAUACUACAGUCACUCUAGCCACUACACUCCUCUCUACCCCAGGUACUACAGUUCCUAUCGACCCCGACACUGACUGUAAAUUUCAGUUUCUCCUUCUUGUGCCUACCCCUUGGCCAACAGAUUUCAAAUAUUUCGUGACAUUCUCAGGGAGUCGAGACCAGGAGCACAAGUCUUCUGUUUAUUCAGUCCAAGAGAGGACAUUAAUAGACUUUUUCAUGAGUGUUUUUAGCAAGAUUUGUUUAAAAUUUACUGGACCUUUGACACCAUAUCACAUAGGCUUUAUAUUGAGUGCACUAUCCACUUUGUCUAAAAUUGUCGUGAGAUUCAUUGUAACCAAACUUAAGGACCGCAGGACAGUAGUUUGCGGCUUCUUGAUGUCUUAUUGCAAGUACUAGACAUGCAAGCGUAAAAUAUGUUAAGAAUUUCACCUAAAAAGCUUCAGUUCCGUGUAAACAUGAUUAUAAGUUAAUUAUUUUUUGCUGAAAAUAAUAUAUUAUCGGUUCGAACAUUACAUGUCUUGUUUUUGUAGUGCAUUCAAUUAAAUAUAUCUUGAACAUGAUGUGCAUAUUGUGGUAUUCUGACCCUAUUCAGAUGGGAGCUCUGCAAUGCGAAGUGCAAUGUAAUGCAAAAGCUAACAGCCCUACAUUUUUUAUCCAAUUCGCAUAAAUCAUACAUAAAAAAUAACAGGAAGGGGCAUAACAGUUGGAUAAAAAAUUUGCCAAAAACUUACGGUUCCCCAAAACACACCAAAAACUUUCUCAUUCAUUUCUAAUUGGAUGCCACUGCCAGCCAUGUACGUUGUUCCAUUCAUUUGUAACGGCC